CUUUUCGCAAGCACUUGGUCACACUAAAGAGAAGCAACAGCGUAAAAAAAAACAUGCUGAUCGUUUAAGCCACUCCACAAAGCGGCGCGGCGCUGAACGGACGGAAAACGAGCAGAAACUGGAAUUGAACGCGAACGCGAACGCCGAGAGCCACGAAACAUAUGUGUCUGUAUAUUCGCCAGCGAUGCGGAGCUAAAUGAUUGAGUAGUGGACAAACCAACGGCAAUCGGAUCUGGCAAUCACGAUCCCGAUUCGAUCCGCAGAGCCACGUCUGCGUGGAGCUACCUGCCCAGUGCUACCUCAGAAACCCCUUGGAACUCCCUUCCCAUCCCAUCCCAGCCAGCGGAUACCCAGCAGAUAGCCAAUCCAACAACAUGCUGCCUCGGUUCCGUUCCUUUUACGGCAAGCUAAUCAUCUUCAUCCUGGUCGCCCUGUGCUUCAUCCUCUACAGCAAGGUGCAGCAGAAUGGAUCGCCGGAGCAGGAACAGGUGGCGCCACCUGCCCGGGUGGCCGCAUUACGCGGCCAUGGACGCGAGCGGUUCGAGGCCUACAGCGAUAGCGAGAACGAAAUAGCGCGACCCGCCACCCAAUCACCCUACGAACAGGUCAUCCAGCUGGACCUCCAGAAGCAGCAGGUGGGCCUUGGCGAACAGGGCGUGGCAGUGCAUCUGUCGGGCGCCGCCAAGGAGCGCGGCGAUGCCGUCUACAAGAAGAUCGCCUUGAAUGAGGAGCUCAGCGAGCAGUUGACCUACAACCGGAGUGUCGGUGACCACCGGAAUCCACUGUGCGCCAAGGAGCGCUACGACGAGGGAUCCCUGCCCAGCGCCAGCGUGGUCAUCAUCUUCUUCAACGAACCCUACUCCGUGCUGCUGCGCACCGUGCACAGCACUCUGAGCACCUGCAACGCGAAGGCCCUCAAGGAGAUCAUCCUGGUGGACGACGGCAGCGACAAUGUGGAGUUGGGCGCCAAGCUAGACUACUACGUCCGCACCAGGAUACCCGCCGGCAAGGUCACCGUGCUGCGGCUCAAAAACCGAUUGGGUUUGAUUCGUGCCCGAUUGGCCGGAGCUCGAAUCGCGACGGGGGAUGUGCUCAUCUUCCUGGACGCCCACUGCGAGGGCAACAUCGGCUGGUGCGAGCCACUCCUGCAGCGGAUCAAGGAGUCGCGGACGAGCGUCCUGGUGCCUAUCAUCGAUGUGAUCGAUGCCAACGACUUUCAGUACAGCACCAAUGGCUAUAAGUCCUUCCAGGUGGGCGGCUUCCAGUGGAACGGCCACUUCGACUGGAUCAAUCUGCCGGAGCGGGAGAAGGAGCGCCAGCGGCGCGAGUGCAAGCAGGAGCGGGAGAUCUGUCCCGCCUACAGUCCCACCAUGGCCGGCGGCCUGUUCGCCAUGGAUCGGCGGUACUUCUGGGAGGUGGGCAGCUACGACGAGCAAAUGGACGGCUGGGGUGGCGAGAACCUGGAGAUGUCCUUCCGCAUCUGGCAGUGCGGCGGCACCAUCGAGACGAUUCCCUGCUCCCGGGUGGGACACAUAUUCCGCGACUUCCAUCCCUACAAAUUCCCCAACGAUCGCGACACACACGGCAUUAAUACUGCCCGCAUGGCUCUGGUGUGGAUGGAUGAGUACAUCAACAUCUUCUUCCUGAACCGACCGGACCUGAAGUUCCACGCCGAUAUUGGCGAUGUGACCCACCGAACGAUGCUGCGCAAGAAGCUGCGCUGCAAGAGCUUCGAGUGGUACCUGAAGAACAUCUAUCCGGAGAAGUUUGUGCCCACCAAGGAAGUGCAGGGCUGGGGCAAGGUGCAUGCGGUCAGCUCAAACAUAUGCCUGGACGAUCUGCUGCAGAACAACGAGAAGCCCUACAAUGCGGGGCUAUAUCCGUGCGGCAAGGUGCUGCAGAAGUCGCAGCUCUUCUCCUUCACCAACUCGCAGGUGCUGCGCAACGAGCUGAGCUGUGCGACGGUGCAGCACAGCGAGUCGCCACCGUACCGGGUGGUGAUGGUGCCAUGCAUGGAGAACGACGAGUUCAACGAGCAGUGGCGCUACGAGCGCCAGCACAUCAUCCACAGCAACACGGGCCUGUGUCUGGACCACAAGGGCUUGAAGAGCCUGGACGACGCCCAGGUGGCGCCAUGCGAUCCCCAGAGCGAAUCCCAGCGAUGGACCUUCGAGCACUGAGCAGAGUGGACCGAAAAGCGGGGGGAACGGAAUGGGGACCGGGAUGGGGACCAAACCAACUGAGAGAUACUGACUAACGCCGACUGAACGGAACUCGAAUUCAAAUCAGAACAACACUGUGUAAAUAUCGAAUACUAGAACUAUAUAUAUAUUUUCUAUACACUGAUCGUGUAUAUUUAAGUUGAGGAGACGGACGGGGUAGCUAGUGCAAAUCAAAUGGAAUCAAAUCAAAUCAAAUCAAACAGCAAAUCAAAAGCAAACGAGUCAUUUGGAAAGCUAAUAACAAUUAACUGUGUGUUGUGUACUUUGUGUGUAUAAAUAUAAAUAGAGCAAGUUGUGUAAAGAUAGUAUGUCGGAACAGCCACAUCCUAUCUAAAUGAUAUAGUCUUCAUGUGAUCAUAUGUAGGGAUGUAAGGCAGGGUGUGGAACGAUUGCAUUCCAUGGCCAGGGGAUUCACCGCGGCAAUAACCAACUAUGUAAACUGUAAACUAAAAGUGUUGUAAGCAUUUAACUACUAACAUAACAAUUUUGCCAUUUGUUUUCAUGAAUAAAACACUUCCGACUGGAGGAUGCAAUGCACAUCUUCAAACGAA
Messenger RNA from Drosophila gunungcola (fruit fly), 2773 nucleotides. It is a transcript of the gene Pgant1, whose product is annotated as polypeptide N-acetylgalactosaminyltransferase 1. Lineage: Eukaryota; Metazoa; Arthropoda; Insecta; Diptera; Drosophilidae. Gene Ontology annotation, cellular component: Golgi apparatus. The record is from RefSeq and is a predicted model, not a curated record.